AUGGAAAAGCAGAGGAAUAUGCGGAAAGCUGGUGGUAGUUCGUCGUUGCAUACCAGGUUAGUCAAUGUGACUCAACAGAAGGAUCCGUAUGGUGCGAGUGUUCCUCCAUUGUAUCAGUCGACGACCUUUAAGCAGGAGUCCUUUGAGCCAGGAUGUCAGGAAUAUGACUAUACACGAUCGGGUAAUCCCACACGGAGUGUGGUUGAGAGACAAGUUGGGAAGUUGUAUGGGGUUUGUGGUGAGCAGGUGCUUGCGGUAUCUAGUGGGAUGUCAGCGCUAGAUGUCAUAUUGCGGUCGAUUUUAGGGUCUUACCAAGCCGGGAAGACUCCUGUGGUGAUAGCAGGCGAUGAUUUGUACGGGGGUACACAGAGGUUGUUGGGUAUUUUGGGGAUUCAGGGUCAUGUGAAGGUAUUGCAUGUGGAUACGUCGGAUGCAGCGCGGUUUGUGGAUGUGUUUCUGUCGCAGCGGAACGUUGCGUGCGUGCUUUUGGAGUCACCCACGAACCCUUUGAUGAAGGUUGCCGAUCUUCCGAAGCUUAUCAGUUUUGUGAAGUCGCAUCGCGGCGGUAGCGGAUGUAAAAUAGUGGUGGAUAAUACCAUGGUCUCAGGGAUUAACUGUAAUCCUUUAGAAUUGGGUGCGGAUCUGGUUUAUGAGUCUGCGACAAAGUUUUUAAACGGUCAUCAUGAUAUAAUGGCAGGGGUUAUAGUGGCGGCGUCGGUGGAGUUGGCUCAGGAUAUGUAUUUCAUUGUUAAUUCAAUGGGUGCUGGGUUGGCGCCAAUGGAUUCAUGGUUAUUGAUCCGUGGGUUGAAGACCCUUGGCGUAAGGAUGUACCAGCAACAGCAUAAUGCAAUGGUUCUAGCCCACUGGCUCCAGGAUAGUUGUGGCUUUGCGCCGACGGAGCAGAACAGCCAGCUUCGCACACGUUUCGUAGGGUUGAAGUCACAUCCUCAAUUCCACUUGCAUAGAAGUUUCAAUAGUGGGCCUGGUGCCGUGUUAUCUAUUGAAACUGGUGAUAUUGAAUUGUCGGAAAAGAUAGUUUGUUCAAAGAAGUUUAAGUACUGGAAUGUCACAGUGUCCUUUGGGUGUGUUAACUCUUUGAUUUCAAUGCCAUGCAAGAUGUCUCACGCGUCGAUUGAUCCAGAACUUCGUAAAGAUCGGAAAUUCCCUGAAGACUUGAUUCGCAUUUGUUGCGGUAUAGAGGACGUUUCAGACUUGCAAUGGGAUUUGCUAGGAGCCUUCGAAGAUGUUGGACUACUUGAACUUCGGGAUAACAGAAAUACGAUUUUCAAUAAGUUAAACGGGCACCUAGCCAAGAAUACCAUUGGCCAAACUGUUUAUAACAAAAACAUAUAUGAUGCCUUUUUCGGAGAGAAAAUAGCAAAUGCACCUGGCGCUGUAUAUUGUAGUGCUAAAUUAUAG
Messenger RNA from Eremothecium cymbalariae DBVPG#7215, 1419 nucleotides. RefSeq names its product cystathionine beta-lyase STR3 (gene STR3). NCBI's taxonomy places the organism in Eukaryota, Fungi, Ascomycota, Saccharomycetes, Saccharomycetales, Saccharomycetaceae. Gene Ontology annotation, molecular function: pyridoxal phosphate binding. The transcript has a single exon. Gene Ontology annotation, cellular component: cytoplasm. The record is from RefSeq and is a predicted model, not a curated record. Gene Ontology annotation, biological process: transsulfuration; 'de novo' L-methionine biosynthetic process. The coding region runs from base 1 to 1419 and encodes 472 amino acids.